AUGCUCGGUGUUUUGUCCCUUGCCUACCAAACGCUCGACUGGCGGACCGUCGCGAUUGGUGUGCCAGCCAUCGUCGUCCUAGUGCACUUCCUCUCAUGGCUUAUCGAUCCGCACGGCAUCCGCAAGAUUCCCGGCCCACUCAACUCUAGCCGGGAGGCUGACGGCCAUCGCUGUGUCGCGAGAAAUGAGAAAGCGAACCGGGAAGGAUGGAUCGAGGAAGAAACACGGGGAUCCAAAACUUCCAUACUGCGAGAAUCUCAGAAACGAGAUUUUGAAGCACUCAACGCGGCCAUUGAGGGGCGGCAUUGA
Cyclocybe aegerita is the source of this 309-nucleotide messenger RNA. Lineage: Eukaryota; Fungi; Basidiomycota; Agaricomycetes; Agaricales; Hemipholiotaceae. The record is from the annotation of a GenBank genome assembly.